This is a messenger RNA of Coregonus sp. 'balchen', 13525 nucleotides long. NCBI's taxonomy places the organism in Eukaryota, Metazoa, Chordata, Actinopteri, Salmoniformes, Salmonidae. The record is from the annotation of a GenBank genome assembly.
CGGAUGUUGAGUGAGGAGAAAAAAACAAUUGAAUCACGAAUACAAUAAGCUCACAUUUUAAAUAAUGUCACACAACAUUGUAUCUGAACGUUGUCGUAAACAUGAAUGUUAUGUGCAAUGCAUUAUUUAUACAUUUUGAUAUUUGUCGGCUUUGGACUACAACACGGUAUGUUGACAUUAGCUAGCUAGUAGCUUUCAUCAUGUCGACAGGUAUCUAACUGGUGGUUCGAGGACAAGUCUGCACUAACACAUAUUUGGGUGAGUAACCACGAGUCUUACAUUAAACAGAUCUAGCUAUGGCGUGCAUGUUUCUUCUUUAGCUAGCGAGCUAACUGGAUUUAGAGCAUGUUUUCUAACAUGUCGGCCUACCUGCAGAGUUUCGCUAUAGCUAACGUUAGUUGACCCAGUGCCUUCCGAAAGUAUUCACACCCCUAGAGUUUUUCCACUUUUUGUUGUGUUAUAGCCUGAAUUUAAAAUUGCGAAUUUGUCACAGGCCUACACACAAUACCCCAUAAUGUCAAAGUGGAAUUAUGUUUUUAGAAAUUUUUACAAAUGAAAAGCUGAAAUGUCUUGAGUCAAUAAGUGUGCAACCCCUUUGUUAUGGCAAGCCUAAAUAAGUUCAGGAGUAAAAAUGUGCUUAAGUCACCUAAGUUGCAUGGACUCACUCUGUGUGCAAUAGUGUUUAACAUGAUUUUUGAACGACUACCUCAUCUCUGUACAUACAAUUAUCUGUAAGGUCCCUCAGUCGAGUUGUGAAUUUCAGACCGAUUCAACCACAAAGACCAGGGAGGUUUUCCAAUGUUUUGCAAAGAAGGGCACCUAUUGGUAAAAAAUAAAAAUGCAGACAUUGAAUAUCCCUUUGAACUUGAAGUUAUUAAUUACACUGGAUGGUGUAUCAAUACACUCAGUCACUACAAAGAUACAGGCGUCCUUCCUAACUCAGUUGCCAGAGAGGAUGGAUCAACAACAUUGUAGUUACUCCACAAUACUAACAUAAAUGACAGUGAAAAUAAGCCUGUACAGAAUAAACAUUCCAAAACAUGCGUCCUGUUUGCAAUAAGGCACUAAAGUAAAACUGCAAAUGUGGCAAAGAAAUUAACUUUAUGUCCUGAAUACAAAGCGUUAUGUUUGGGGCAAAUCCAACAUUUACAUUUACGUCAUUUAGCAGAAGCUCUUAUCCAGAGCGACUUACAAAUUGGUGCAUUCAAGUUAUGAUAGCCAGUGGGACAACCACUUAUUAUUUAUUUUUUUAUAGGGGGGGUAGAAGUAUUACUUUAAUACUAUUCCAGGUAUUCCUUAAAGAGGUAGGGUUUCAAGUGUCUCCGGAAGGUGGUCAGUGACUCCGCUGUCGUGGUGGAGCUUGUUCCACCAUUGGGGUGCCAGAGAAGUGAAUAGCUUUGACUGGGCUGGGCGGGAACUGUGCUUCCGUAGAGGUAGGGGGGCUAGCAGGCCAGAGGUGGAUGAACAUAGUGCCCUCGUUUGGGUGUAGUGUCUGAUCAGAGCCUGAAGGUAAUGAGGUGCCGUUCCCCUCACAGCUCCGUAGGCAAGCACCAUGGUCUUGUAGUAGAUGCGAGCUUCAACUGGAAGCCAGUGGAGUGUGCGGAGGAGCGGGGUGACAUAAGAGAACUUGGGAAGGUUGAACACCAGACGGGCUGCAGCGUUCUGGAUAAGUUGUAAGGGUUUAAUGGCACAGGCAGGGAGCCCAGCCAACAGCGAGUUGCAGUAAUCCGACGGAGAUGACAAGUGCCUGAUUAGGACCUGUGCCGCUUCCUGUGUAAGGCAGGGUCGUACUCUCUCGAAUGUUGUAGAGCAUGAACCUGCAGGAUCGGUCACCGCUUGAUGUUAGCGGAGAACAACAGGGGUGUUGUCCAGGGUCACGCCAAGGUUCUUUGCACUCUGGGAGGAGGACACAAUGGGAGUUGUCAACCGUGAUGGUGAGAUCAUGGAGCGGGCAGUCCUUCCCCGGGAGGAAGCAGCAGCUCGGUCUUGCCGAGGUUCAGCUUGAGGUGGUGAUCCGACAUCCCCACUGAUAUUCUGCCAGACAUGCAGAGAUGCGAUUCGCCACCUGGUUAUCAGAAGGGGGAAAGGAGAAGUAAUUGUGUGUCGUCUGCGUAGCAAUGAUAGGAGAGACCAUGUGAGGAUAUGACAGAGCCCAGUGACUUGGUUUAUAGAGAGAAUAGGAGAGGGCAUAGAACUGAGCCCUGGGGGACACCAGUGGUGAGAGCAUGUGUGCGGAGACAGAUUCUCGCCACGCCACCUGGUAGGAGCGACGUCAGGUAGGACGCAAUCCACAGAGUGAGCAGCGCCGGAGAUGCCCAACUCGAGAGGGUGGAGAGGAGGAUCUGAUGGUUCACAGUAUCAAAGGCAGCAGAUAGGUCUAGAAGGAUAAGAGCAGAGGAGAGAGAGUUAGCUUUAGCAGUGCGGAGAGCCUCCGUGACACGGAAGAGCAGUCUCAGUUGAAUGACCAGUCUUGAAACCUGACUGGUUUGGAUCAAGAAGGUCAUUCAGAGAGAGAUAGCAGGAGAGUUGGCUAGAGACGGCACGCUCAAGAGUUUUGGAGAGAAAAGACAGAAGGGAUACUGGUCUGUAGUUGUUGACAUCAGAGGGAUCAAGUAUAGGUUUUUUGAGGGAUGCAACUCUCGCUCUCUUGAAGACUGAAGGGACAUGGCCAGCCGUCAAGGAUGAGUUGAUGAGCGAGGUGAGGUAAGGGAGAAGGUCUCCGGAAAUGGUCUGGAGAAGAGAGGAGGGGAUAGGGUCAAGCGGGCAGGUUGUUGGGUGGCCGGCCGUCACAAGUCGCAAGAUUUCAUCUGGAGAGAGAGGGGAGAAAGAAGUCAAAGCAUAGGGUAGGGCAGGGCAGUGUGAGCAGGACCAGCGGUGUCAUUUGACUUAAUAAAUGAGGAUCGGAUGUCGUCAACCUUCUUUUCAAAAUGGUUGACGAAGUCAUCCACAGAGAGGGAGGAGGAGGAUUCAGCAGGGAGGAGAAGGUGGCAAAGAGCUUCCUAUGGUUAGAGGCAGAGGCUUGAAAUUUAGAGUGGUAGAAAGUGGCUUUAGCAGCGGAAACAGAGGAAGAGAAUAUAGAGAGAAGGGAGUGAAAAGAUGACAGGUCCGCAGGGAGUCUAGUUUUCCUCCAUUUCCGCUCGGCUGCCCGAAGCCCUCUUCUGUGAGCUCGCAAUGAGUCGUCAAGUCACGGAGCAGGAGGGGAGGACCGAGCCGGCUGGGAGGAUAGGGGACAUAGAGAGUCAAAAGAUGCAGAAAGGGAGGAGGAGGGUUGAGGAGGCAGAAUCAGGAGAUCGGAGAUAGAAGGAUUUAGCAGAGGGAAGAGAUGAUAGGAUGGAAGAGGAGAGUAGCGGGAGAGAGAGAGUGAAGGUUGCGACGGCACAUUACCAUCUGAGUAGGGGCAGAGUGAGUAGUGUUGGAGGAGAGCGAGAGAGAAAAGGAUACAAAGUAGAGGUCGGAGACUUGGAGGGGAGUUGCAGUGAGAUUAGUAGAAGAACAGCAUCUAGUAAAGAUGAGGUCAAGCGUAUUGCCUGCCUUGUGAGUAGGGGGGGACGGUGAGAGGGUGAGGUCAAAAGAGGAAAGGAGUGGAAAGGAGGCAGAGAGAAAUUAGUCAAAGGCAGACGUAGGGAGGUUAAAGUCACCCAGAACUGUGAGGGGUGAGCCAUCCUCAGGAAAUAAGCUUAUCAAGGCGUCAAGCUCAUUGAUGAACUCUCCAAGGUAACCUGGAGGGCGAUAAAUAAGGAUGUUAAGCUUGAAUGGGCUAGUGACGGUGACAGCAUGGAAUUCAAAUGAGGAGAUAGACAGAUGGGUCAGGGGGAAAAAAGAGAAUGUCCACUUGGGAGAGAUGAGGAUUCCUGUGCCACCGCCGCGCUGACCAGAUGCUCUCGGAGUAUGCGAGAACACAUGAUCAGACGAGGAAAGAGCAGUAGGAGUAGCAGUGUUUUCUGUGGUAAUCCAUGUUUCCGUCAGCGCCAAGAAGUCGAGGAACUGGAGGGUAGCAUAGGCUGUUCGGCAGUUCCAGAGGCUGCCAGAGACCUGGAACUCCACGUGGGUCGUGCGCGCAGGGACCACCAGAUUUGAGUGGCAGCAGCCACGCGGUGUGAAGCGUUUGUAUGGCCUGUGCAGAGAGGAGAGAACAGGGAUAGACAGACACAUAGUUGACAGGCUACAGAAAAGGCUACAAUAAUGCAAAGGAAAUCGGAAUGAAAUUUACCAAACAUCUGGGAAAGCGAGAGAGCGGGGCCUCCCUCACUUACGUUUCACUGAAACACUCAAAUAUAACUCUCCCAACUUCCACUUUAGAAAUUAUAGAGUACCACUCUUCAUAUUUUCAAACAUGGAGGUAGCUGCAUCAUGUUAUGGGAUGCUUGUCAUCGGCAAGGACUAGGGAGUUUUUUAUUUUUAUAAAAAUAAACGGAAUAGAGCUAAGCACAGGCAAAAUCCUAGAGGAAAACCUGGUUCAGUCUGCUUUCCAACAGACACUGGGAGACUAAAUUAAUCUUUCAGCAGGUCAAUAACCUAAAACACAAAGCCAAAUAUACACAGGAGUUGCUUACCAAGAUGACAUUGAAUGUUCCUGAGUGGCCUAGUUACAGUUUUGACAUAAAUCGGCUUCAAAAUCUAUGGCAAGACUUGAAAAUGACUGUCUGACAAUGAUCAACAAUCAACUUGACAGAGCUUGAAGAAUUUUAAAAAGAAUGUGUAAAUAUUGUACAAUCCAGGUAUGCAAAGUUCUUUGAGCAGUGGUGUCAAGCUCAUUCCAGGGAGGGCCUAGUGUCUGCUUGUUUUUGUUUUUUAACUUUCAAUUAAGACCUAGACAACCAGGUGAGGGGAGUUCCUUACUAAUUUGUGACCUUAAUUCAAGUACAAGGAAAGAGCGAAAACCUGCAGAUACUUGGCCCUCCGUGGAAUGAGUUUUUGUCACUUGUGUCUUAGAGACUUACCCAGAAAGACUCACAGCUGUAAUCGCUGCCAAAGGUGAUUCUAACAUGUAUUCACUCGGGUGUGAAUACUUAUGUAAAUGAGAUAUUUCAGUAUUUAAUUUACAAUAAAUGUGAGAAAAAAAAUCUAAAAACAUGUUUUCACUUUGUCAUUAUAGGGUAUUGUGUGUAGAAGGGUGAGAAAAUAUAUUGAAUCAGUUUUGAAUUCAGGCUGUAACACAAUAAAAUGUGAAAUAUGUCAAGGGGUAUGAAUACUUUCUGAAGGCACUGUAGCUAGCUGCCUACAGCGACAAGAGGAAUGGAUUUGAUUUGGGAAUUUCCGUAGUUAGUUAUUUUCACUUCGAUUAGAUCAUCUGGAUGUCAGACAGCCUCUAUGGGUUGUGGUGCCUACAACUUAUCAAUUUGAUUCAAUGCAUGGAAGACAGAAGUUGAAACACUCAAACCCAACAGAACAACAAUGCAUCAGUGUGUGAGUAUGUGAGGUACAUGUGGGCUGUUGUUUGGUGGGACAAUUUGAAUGACAGCAUGGAAAUAAUAUGGGAUAAAAUGUUGCACAGGCUGCUAAAUACUGGUGCAUAAAUACAGAUGCAAAAUGUAGUGGUAUGUUUAUAUAUUUCUUUUUUUCAAGUCAGUAGCAGUAACUGCUAUUCCAGUUUCAACUGUUCUGCCUGCGGUUACGAAACCCCUACCUGUCCCAGACCUGCUGUUUUCAACUCUUAAUGAUCGGCUAUGAAAAGCCAACUGAGAGACCUGAGCCCUAGGACCAUACGUCGGGACUACCGGCCGUGGUGACUCCUUGCUGUCCCCAGUCCGCCUGGCCUUGCUGCUAUUCCAGUUUCAACUGUUCUGCCUGCGGUUAUGGAACCCCUACCUGUCCCAGACCUGCUGUUUUCAACUCUUAAUGAUCGGCUAUGAAAAGCCAACUGAGAUUUAUUCCUGAUUAUUAUUUGACCAUGCUUGUCACUUAUGAACAUUUUUGAACAUCUUGGCAUGGUUCUGUUAUAACCUCCACCCGGCACAGCCAGAAGAGGACUGGCCACCCCUCAUAGCCUGGUUCCUCUCUAGGUUUCUUCCUAGGUUUUGGCCUUUCUAGGGAGUUUUUCCUAGCCACCGUGCUUCUACACCUGCAUUACUAGCUGUUUGGGGUUUUAGGCUGGGUUUCUGUACAGCACUUCGAGAUAUUAGCUGAUGUACGAAGGGCUAUAUAAAAUAAAAUUGAUUGAUUGAGUAGCACAGCCCCAUCCCUGUCUUGUCCCAAUCUAUGGAAGGGGUGUUCUUGGCCAUUCUUGCAAGGGGCCCCACAGGGUGGGGGGAUUAUGUGUUGUGAGGGGCCCCAGCAAGACUGACUAACAUUUCUGCAACGUGUGCAAAGGGGAAGUUAACUCAAAUUACAACCUAACAUGACUGUUAGUUCGAUAACCCAAGACAGUUUUCGGAUAUGCAUUUUGUUAAGUUAUGAUGUAGAAUCAGGUGGCUCAAACUUCUAUCUUCUGUUAAGGUACCUGGAGACGGUAGUGGGGGUUACCUGGCUAGUUUGUGGUGGAAGAGGAGAAGCAUGUUUUGAACAAAAACUGGAUGAUCGUUCUUGCCUGGGCUGCUAUUGGAGGAUCUACGUUAAACAUUUACAUUUUCCUCAUCAGUCCCGCCAGAGAGCCUGCCUAAAAAUAAAGACCGUAAGUAUUAAAAUAGCAUAAGAAAGUCACUCAUGUGAUGGAAAUACUAGCGUCUUGUUACUAGUAUUCCAGAGGCUAGAAAAAUUCCAUCCUGAAUCUAGUUUUAAUGAAAAUUCUCCUCUUGCCUAUGUUUGGUUUGAAAACACAGAGCAAGAGACUGACUGACAUGGGAAGUAAAAUGUCCCUCAGUAGAGGAGUCAAUGAUGAGGAAACGGAGUCAGCCGUAUCUGCUGUCCAUAGCAACCCUCCUGAACCCUUGCCUGCCCUGACUAACGAGAAAUCGGUAACUACUGAUACUGGCAAUGGAGACACUACUGUUCUAAUGUGUCCCUCUUCAGGGUGUUUUCAUGUCUAUAACUGUGUAUCUCAUACAAUAUACAGUGGGGAAAAAAGUAUUUAGUCAGCCACCAAUUGUGCAAGUUCUCCCACUUAAAAAUAUGGGAGAGGCCUGUAUUUUCCAUCAUAGGUACACGUCAACUAUGACAGACAAAAUGAGAAAAAAGUUUCCAGAAAAUCACAUUGUAGGAUUUUAAAUGAAUUUAUUUGCAAAUUAUGGUGGAAAAUAAGUAUUUGGUCAAUAACAAAAGUGUCUCAAUACUUUGUUAUAUACCCUUUGUUGGCAAUUACACAGGUCAAACGUUUUCUGUAAGUCUUCACAAGGUUUUCACACACUGUUGCUGGUAUUUUGGUCCAUUCCUUCAUGCAGAUCUCCUCUAGAGCAGUGAUGUUUUGGGGCUGUCGCUGGGCAACACAGACUUUCAACUCCCUCCAAAGAUUUUCUAUGGGGUUGAGAUCUGGAGACUGGCUAGGCCACUCCAGGACCUUGAAAUGCUUCUUACGAAGCCACUCCUUCGUUGCCCGGGCGGUGUGUUUGGGAUCAUUGUCAUGCUGAAAGACCCAGCCACAUUUCAUCUUCAAUGCCCUUGCUGAUGGAAGGAGGUUUUCACUCAAAAUCUCACGAUACAUGGCCCCAUUCAUUCUUUCCUUUACACGGAUCAGUCGUCCUGGUCCCUUUGCAGAAAAACAGCCCCAAAGCAUGAUGUUUCCACCCCCAUGCUUCACAGUAGGUAUGGUGUUCUUUGGAUGCAACUCAGCAUUCUUUGUCCUCCAAACACGACGAGUUGAGUUUUUACCAAAAAGUUAUAUUUUGGUUUCAUCUGACCAUAUGACAUUCUCCCAAUCCUCUUCUGGAUCAUCCAAAUGCACUCUAGCAAACUUCAGACGGGCCUGGACAUGUACUGGCUUAAGCAGGGGGACACGUCUGGCACUGCAGGAUUUGAGUCCCUGGCGGCGUAGUGUGUUACUGAUGGUAGGCUUUGUUACUUUGGUCCCAGCUCUCUGCAGGUCAUUCACUAGGUCCCCCCGUGUGGUUCUGGGAUUUUUGCUCACCGUUCUUGUGAUCAUUUUGACCCCACAGGGUGAGAUCUUGCGUGGAGCCCCAGAUCGAGGGAGAUUAUCAGUGGUCUUGUAUGUCUUCCAUUUCCUAAUAAUUGCUCCCACUGUUGAUUUCUUCAAACCAAGCUGCUUACCUAUUGCAGAUUCAGUUUUCCCAGCCUGGUGCAGGUCUACAAUUUUGUUUCUGGUGUCCUUUGACAGCUCUUUGGUCUUGGCCAUAGUGGAGUUUGGAGUGUGACUGUUUGAGGUUGUGAACAGGUGUCUUUUAUAUUGAUAACAAGUUCAAACAGGUGCCAUUAAUACAGGUAACGAGUAUAGGACAGAGGAGCCUCUUAAAGAAGAAGUUACAGGUCUGUGAGAGCCAGAAAUCUUGCUUGUUUGUAGGUGACCAAAUACUUAUUUUCCACCAUAAUUUGCAAAUAAAUUCAUUAAAAAUCCUACAAUGUGAUUUACUGGAUUUUUUUUCCUCAUUUUGUCUGUCAUAGUUGACGUGUACCUAUGAUGAAAAUUACAGGCCUCUCUCAUCUUUUUAAGUGGGAGAACUUGCACAAUUGGUGGCUGACUAAAUACUUUUUUCCCCCACUGUACCCAUAUGUUUGUCUGAUAUGUGCAGUGUUUGCCUGUUUCUACAUUUGAUUAGGAAAACUAAGACAUGCGCAAAAGGAAAGCAUUACCAUGUUAUACCCUUUAAAAAAAAAUUAUAUAUAUAUUUGUUUUUUUUACAGCCAUCUGAAGAGAAGAUCAGCAAAGAGGUAGACAACUGCCAUAACAUGCCCCCUAUGAAGGAGCCCUUACAAAGGCCCCAACAACAGAGAAAAAGUAGAAGCCAGCAGAACAAAGUGGUAGCUGAAUCCUCUGACACACUGUCACUACCAGGUACCCCUGUUUCGGCUGACCUUCCUAAUUCUGGAAAGGUAAACUCUGGUGACAUUAAUCACAGAAGAACGCGCACAAAGACCCAGGCAAACGUGGAGAAAAUGCAUGUUAAUUCACCUGUUACUGGUCAUGCUAAAACUCACUGUGGAAGUGCCAAUCCUGAAGGGAAUUUAUCACUUAUUGGGAGUGAGCAAACAAUGAACUGUGUCACAAAAGAGCUGGUGGAUGUAACAAGGCCAGCAGAGGUAGACGUUGUUAGGAAACGUGGUCGCCCUCGCAAGAAGGCAAAGAUGCUGCAUACUGUGCUACAAACAGAGCAGAGUUCUUCUCAUCUGAGCACUGCAGAAUCAAAGGAUUGGAGUGAAACAAUGACUGACAGAGCGAAUGCCAUUUAUUUUACUACAAACUGUGUAGAAAACAGGAAUGACAAGUCUCUCAGAGCUAGGGAAACAAAAGCAGUCCCUCUAAACCGUAAACCAAGCAAUACAGUGGUGUCUGUUCUUGACUCGUCGCCCCAAGACCAUCAACCAGCCGAAUCCAGCCCUGUGGCUAUCGCACCCUUGGAACCAAAAAGGAAAAGGGGGACGACCGAAGGGGUCGACCAAGAAACGACCAGGAAAAACCAUGAACACUAUUUCAGUGCAACAAUCCCAUGUAACAGAAGACAAAAUGGUCAUUAAAAAGGAACCUGAUGAGAUGCUAUCUGAAGGAAAAGAGAGGAAACAUUGGUCCUCAGCCUGAGGAAGCUCCUGUUGAGCCUAAACACAGAGUAGGACGACCACCAAAGAAAACAACGCUCGUGAGGCAGUUUGCAUUAGCACAGAGAAAAUCACAGAGAAAAUCAUGUUCCAUUGCAGCAUCUGUGAAUUCCCAGGAUAUUUCACCACAACAUCAGAAGAUUGAGACUGAACGUUCACUAGAUUAUAUAGCAAGGCAUGUGUCUGUGUCACUUAGUCGCGUUGAUUCUCAGAGAGGUGGGAGGUCAAGUGGGACUGCUGAUGUGAUCUCUAAUGUGAAGUGUGAGGAUAUUGAAAUAGAGCUGGGUGAUUUUAAUUCCGUGGCACAGUCAAAUUGUCUCAUGUCUUUUCAAUGCCACACUGACACCAGUGUGAAGGUUGAGCCCUGUAGUACUAGUUGUGACGGCACUGAGUUCAAAAAGCCACUCAAAGUUGACAAACGCAGAGAAACUGCUGGCACUGCUCCCAGAAAGCGAUGCCGGUUCGUUUUUGGAAAAAUGAAGUACAAGAAGGGAAAGAGGAAAAGGUGCAUAGAUAGAGGUAGACUCCAACGUGAGAUCUCACAGGGAGAUCCAGACACCAUGUCAAAGCAGGCCGAUGAAGGCAAUGGUGACGUUGGAGAGGGGAUGGACUGUGGCGAAUCAGCAUGGGAGUAUGAAGGGUAACACAAAUGACAGCUUUUCAAAUGGAAGUAAAUCAACAGAUGAAGGAUUUAAAGAUUUGCCUGAGAGUCACCUAAAUCCAAUCAUCACUGAUGUAAACAUAUUAGAAACUAUGUCGCAUGAGUCCUUUUCGAAAUCAGAUGUCGUACAAGGUGAGGAAUUCACAAGUAAGAAAAUCAAGAAGGAGAGAGAUGGUGUAGGCGAUGAAACUGAAUAUAACUCAACAAGCAGUUGUCUGAAGGCUAGGGGUCGACCAAAAGGGAGACCAAAAGGCACAGGGAAAACCUGUGAGUACUGCGGUCGCCAUUUUGAUUUUGUGUCUGUAUAUACCGUCCAUCUACGCACUCAUACAGGCGAAAGGCCCUAUAAGUGCAUUGAUUGUGACCAAGACUUUUGCCCAGCUAUCUAACUUAAAAAGUCAUAUCAAGAAACAUAACAAGCGCUGUGGGCCUCUGAAGUGUCCUUAUUGCAAAAUCAAGUUCAGUAAUUCAAAGGAAUUGCUUGCUCAUUGCAAGUGGCACUCGCAGAACCCGAACCAGGACUCUGAGUUUGGGAGGAAUACGAAGGAUAACAGAAAUGAUGCCACUCAUACACCCCCUGUUUCCCUGAAAGAACGGAGGAAAAGGGGGAAAGGGGGGAUACUCAAAUGCCACAUUUGUGGGAAAGUAUUUCCCUUUUGGUCUGGUCUACAGGUUCACAUACGUAUGCACACUGGGGAAAAACCAUAUAUCUGUAAAGUAUGUGGGAAAGCCUUUAGUAAUCGCUCAUCAAUUCGUAUUCAUGAGGUGACACACUGGUCCAUUAAGCCUUACAACUGCAAUAGGUGUGGGAAGAGUUUCACUCAGUUGUCAUCUGCAAAAAAACAUCCCUGCAAGGGUCUGCGGGAGAGUAAUGACAGAGAAUGCCGGAAGAAGCCUUUCAUAUCUUUUACAUGCCACAUCUGCGAAGAGAGAUUUGUUCAGCGGCGUCAGUACAAAACCCACCUGAAAACCCAUGCUGGUGCGAAGCUCUUUCGCUGUUUAUUCUGUGACCAGCUGUUUAGUGUGAUGUCAGAAUUUGAAGAGCACCACCAAUAUUGCACCAAAGUUAGGGGGGAGAAGAUGACAUCCAAAUCUGAAUUUAGGAUUUGGAAACCUAGAGCCCCUAAUCAGCAGAGAUCGCAGCAGCCAAGGGUCAAGAUUCAUUCACCAGUCAAGAGUCAUUCACCAGUCACCCAAUCAGUAUUUCCUGCAGCUGCUGAUAGUCAACCAUUUCAGAACCUUGGACAGAGUUCAGCUUCCUCUGCCUCGUUGCUGAACUGUGAACCUACCCCACAGCAAAAACCAAGUGGUCAUCAGUCUUCACAAACCCAUCCCAAAAAAGCCAUUGCUACAACUCUGCGCCCCUUCCAAACAUGCAUUAUACCCACAAAUAAUCUCACCCCCCUUGUAUCAAAGUUGAACAGCCUAGAUCGUAAAUCUGACCCAAGGAAGUACUUAUGCCCACGUUGUGGACGACUCUUCAGACACACAGGGAGACUCCGAGCCCACAUGCUAACUCAUGCCCACAGUCAGAGCUACACCUGUGACUGCUGUGGAAAGACCCUGGAAAGCUGGAAAAAGCUUUGGCUCCACCAGCGAGUCCACAGACAGAAACUAGGACGGUUCUCAUGUCCAAAGUGUCGUCAAGGUUUCCGCUUCGUUGGGCCCUACAAGCAGCACAUGCUGCGAGAACACCCUGAGUACCAGUGGAUCGAUGAGAGACCAAACAAAACUCUCCAAGGACUUGACCAGCAGCAGUGCCUGCCUUAUCAAUGUGAGGAGUGCAACACCAGCUUCAGGACACUAGAUUUGCUUUUCAAUCAUCAGCUUUGCCAUUCCUCACCAGGUGACCACAGUAUGUGGAUACAGGACGACUGCUAUGAUUACUCUCCAUCGACACAUGAACAUGAUGUACCUUACAACAUGAAUGGAUUUGAACCUCACAUGAACAGUGGCGUAACACACACCCAUCAGGAACUCCACCAUAGCUACUACCCUUCUCCACCUCUUCAAGCAAACCACCCACAAGGUUCACAUCUCCUUCAUUACUUUUCCAAUCAUUCAGACCUACCCCAUUCACUGUCACCCCUUAUACCCGUGCCUCCCCCAAUGCAACACCCAGGUUUCCAACCAGGCCUCCAGUCAUAUGACUCCACCCAGCCACUCACAAGCUCUCUAUCACCACUGUACUCACAGGUAGAGACCAUUCCAAACCCUGACAGAAAAGAAGGGAAUGUAAACAAGAAGCGGAGUAGAAUUUAUGGGAAUGCGACUAAACGUGCUGCUAGAUCCAAGGAGGACAAGGCGACAACGGGGGGGUUGGAUUGUGCGGAGUGCGGUGUUCAGUUUCCUGCUGUCUCACAACUGUAUGAGCAUUAUUUGCAGCAUGCCAGGGGAGAGGUGUAAGAAGCGAAAAUGGGGGACCUUGUUUUAUCACAAAGGCACGUUAUCCCCCCAUCUCUUGCUCAGAGGUUUACUUCUAUCCGUUUAGAAAUGACUCAUAGGUCAACCAACAAAAAUGGCAUUUUUAACACAUAAGGAGUUGUUUGGUUGUUGUAUUGAUGUUUGAGUGUAUAUUCUGUUGAAUGGAGAUUUUUACUCUGGGUGCUUGUUGGGCAUUAGGGAAGCUGAUUACUUUUGGUUGUUAUUUGAAUUACUUACACUGAUCAAUUUUAAGUUGACAGUAUUUUAUUUUUCAUUGGUCCCCUAACUUCACCUUUUUGUGGGAAAAUGGAAAUCUGAAAAGAUGGUAAGUGCUUUUAUACAUUGGAGUAGGUGUAGCAGCAAUUUUUCAAUGGUAGUUUGAGUGUAAAUUACAAUGCUUUAUCAUGGAACAUUGUCAUACCUCUUAAUGUCAUUAUUAACCACUUACUGUCAGACUGAUGCUCAACUGAUGAAAAAUAAUGUUGUAAUUUAGCCUACCAAUACAAGUGAUUAACAUCUAUUUUUAUUCUGUCCAUUUAUUUAAAAUAAAAUUCUAAACCUCAUGUUUUGCAAGUUACAGUCAUUUAUUCUGUGGUUAAGUGUUAAUUUGUAACUUUUGCAAGAUAUCUUUUCACUGCAAAUACUCUAGUCUUUUUAACUAAUAGGCCUACAUUCCCUCAUGUUUACAGAAAGUUAUUUUGUUUAGAAAAGCAAUUCUUGUUCUGUUGCUGAUGAACUGACAGCUGUUUACAUACUGUAUAUUUGACUUUCUAGCUUCACUCAGACAAAAAUAAAAGCCAC